AUGGAAAUUAAUAAUAACACAAAACAAAAUGAUUCAUGGAAUUUUCCAAGCAUAAAAAAACGUAAUCCUGAUAUGAGAGUAUUUACAAAUAGAAAUCUUCGUUUAGAAAAAAUAAAAUGGAUAGGUUUUGAUAUGGAUUAUACAUUAGCUAUUUAUAAAUCACCUCAAUUUGAAAUUCUUCAAUUUAAACAAAUUGUUCAAAGACUUGUUAAUGUUGGAUAUCCAAAAGAAUUUCUUAAAUUUGAUUAUGAUCCAAUCUUUCCAACAAGAGGUUUAUGGUUUGACUAUACAUAUGGAAAUCUUUUAAAAGUUGAUGAAUUUGGUCAUAUACUUAAAGGAAUGCAUGGAUUAGCUUGGUUAACAUCAAAUGAAAUUGAAGAACAAUAUCCAAAUAAAUUUAUUAAUUUAACAGAACAAAGAGUAUAUGUUCUUAAUACUCUUUUUAAUCUUCCUGAGACACAUCUUAUUGCACAGGUAAUUGAUUAUUUUGAAAAUCAUAGUGAUUUUGUACAAAAUACCGAAAAAACAGGCAUUCAAUUAGGUGAUAUAACUAUGACAUAUAAAUCAAUUUUUAAAGAUAUUAGAAAAGCUGUUGAUUAUAUACAUAUUCAAGGAACAAUGAAACAAGAUGUUAUUGAUAAUGUUAAAUAUUAUGUUGAUAAUGAUCCUAGAAUUGCUAAAAUGCUCCUUAAUCUUAGAGAAAAUGGUAAAAAAAUUUUUCUUCUUACAAAUUCUGAUUAUUAUUAUACUAAUGCAAUUAUGAAAUAUAUUCUUGGUGAAAAAUGGAAUACAUAUUUUGAUAUAACUAAUGUUGAUGCUAGAAAGCCAUUUUGGUUUGCUGAAGGUUCACUUUUUAGAGAAGUUGAUACAUUAACAGGAACAAUAAAAAUUGGUACAAGAAAAGGUCCUCUUACUUCUGAUGUUGUUUAUUCUGGUGGAAAUUGUGAAACAUUUUCUAAACUUGUUAAAUGUAAAGGUAGAGAUGUUAUGUAUGUUGGUGAUCAUGUUUAUGGAGAUGUUUUAAAAUCAAAAAAAAGCCGUGGUUGGAGAACAUUUUUAGUUGUUCCUGAAAUUGUUAAUGAAUUAAAUGUAUGGACUAAAGGAAGAAAAUAUUUUGAUACAUUAGAAAAACUUGAAGAACUUUUAAGUGAAGCUUACAAGUCAUUUGAUGUAACAACUAAAACAAAACCUAAUAAUAAAGAAUUACUUGAAUGUUUAAGAAGAACAACAAUUGAUAUGGAGUCAGAAUAUGGUGUAUUUGGUUCACUGUUUCGUUCUGGUACUUCACAAACAUUUUUUGCCUGUCAAUUAGAAAGAUUUGCCGAUAUUUAUGCUUCAAGUUGUAUAAACUUAAUAUAUUAUCCAUCCUUUUACUUUUUCCGUUCUCCAAUGAAGUUGAUGUCACAUGAAAUGACUGUUCAUCAUGGUUCAAUACUCCAUCCUUCUGGAAGACAAGGAUUUUAUCAUACUGAUACUCUUGGAGAAAAAGUUCGUGGUUGGAAUAGAGAAAAAAGAACCUCUGAAUGUGAUGGUUUUUGUGAAGAUGAAGAGGAUGAUGACACAUUACCUAAAUCAGCUUCUUUAUUUUCACUUGAAAAAAGAAAAGAUUCUGAUACAAUACCUUAUGAUGCAAAUACAGAAGAUCAAUUAACUGUCAAAAAUUUUCCAUAUACAGAUGUUAUAUCCCAUCCAAAUGUUCAAAUAGAUGAUUUAUAA
This is a messenger RNA of Strongyloides ratti, 1716 nucleotides long. Its product is annotated as HAD-superfamily hydrolase, subfamily IG, 5'-nucleotidase and Purine 5'-nucleotidase family and HAD-like domain-containing protein. Gene Ontology annotation, molecular function: 5'-nucleotidase activity. NCBI's taxonomy places the organism in Eukaryota, Metazoa, Nematoda, Chromadorea, Rhabditida, Strongyloididae. Bases 1 to 1716 code for a protein of 571 amino acids. The record is from RefSeq and is a predicted model, not a curated record. The transcript is spliced from 2 exons.